Molecule: messenger RNA, 3469 nt
Organism: Topomyia yanbarensis
Lineage: Eukaryota; Metazoa; Arthropoda; Insecta; Diptera; Culicidae
Product: histone-lysine N-methyltransferase Suv4-20-like
Exons: 3
Coding region: 1631-3469 (612 amino acids)
Source: RefSeq, a predicted model, not a curated record
UCGAUCGGAGUAGAUGUGUUUGCUGUUCGUAUAAGAUCGGGGCGUUUUAUUUCACGCUGAUGCGGUCACUUAUGCCGGUUGUGAUUUCAUGCUCACGCUAUUUGAAUACAAUGGAACCAUUCUGGGUGGUGAUUUAUGGGCAAAUUAUGCGUUUCGGUUUUCGCGAGAGUGCGUUCCUGUGAACAAAGCUGAAGAUCGGUUUUGAACGCCAUACAUAACAACUACAGUGUAUGUUCAGGAUGAUGUUUUAGCAUGAAUGGGCAAGCGUGGAGUGGAGAAAUUUAUUUGUGUUCAAAAAACCGAUUGAAAGUUUUCGUACGUGCCCCGGCCAAGAAAGGAAGACCAGUUUAGUAUUCUGAAUGAGUUUUGUGCGUUUUACAAGAAGACGGUGCAUGGAAGAAAACUAAGUGAAAAUGGGAAAAAACGAUCGGGCCAUAAAGUAGAUAACAGAGUCACAUAUGUUUUGUGUUACAUUACUGUUUCGUUCCAUAACAUUUUCUGUGGUUCGUUGGCGCUCUUCUGAAUCUACUGACGAAGAGUAGAAAAUUGUUUUUUUAGUGAACUGAAUUGGUGGAACGUUCAAGUAGCUUACAUAUGUACAGGGUAUAAGCCGCCGACAGUGGAUUUCCUUUCUUCUGCUUGAACUUUGGAUUCAAUGUGUUUGAAAAGGGAUCAUCAUUGCGCUAGGAUUUCGGAAGUUGUGUGCUGACUACGCUACUACGGACGCUGGAAGAAGGGUCGUAAAGUGCAACAUGUGCGGGAAAUGACCUCCCACACCGACCGCUGUACGUAUCAGUAUAAGUGCCGCAGCUAAUAGCUGCCAUUUCGGUCAACUACCCGCAGGCCGGAUUACGCGAACGCACGAUUCCGUAAAAGGACUACAAUUGCAACCGUCGAAGGUACUUGGCGUACCGGUGAUGUAUAAUUAGCCGCACAGAUGAUAGGUUUACUACAACUCGGAGUGUGAUUUGCAAAGUGCAGUGAUUUACUGUGGCACUCUGCUGCUGCUGCUGGCUACUUAACUCGAACACAUCUCGAAGUGGGUGGUAUUCAAGUGCAUGGUAACCGAAACCACAUGGCGUGAGACUCGUGGUGGCAGCCACAGCCGCGCUAAACUGUACUCUUAUGCGCCAUCAUGUGCACCUUAGCGGAGGCGCUAAACUCACUUGGUAAAAGUGCAGUUCCUCGUGCUUCACGAUAGGCUUUCGGGAGCGAAUAACAGCAGAACGGCGGUACCUGCUUUAAGUGCUGCCUAAAGUCGUGGCAGAGCAGUGAAUGAAGUGCCCUAUUACUUAACCGUAAAUUACCAAUCUGGAAUCGGCGUAAUUCAGCUGGAAAAGCAAAUCGCAGAAACAACAGUAAACGUUGAAUUAAGCACAGUUUUUUGCUUGAUAUAGUGUAUUAUAGUUAGAAGAAACCUCUGGUGGAAGUGAAAAAAGUCCAUCGGUUCAUUGAUUAAUUGCUCAAUCGGAAGCGAACGUGUUUAACUGUGAGCGGUUUCAGUGUUUCGUACUGGAUAACAGUUUCGUCGAAAAAAACAGCUGUGCAUUUAAGCAAGGGAUUAGCAGCUCCCUUGUUUUGGAUUCUUUAUCCGGUGACGUAGACAAACAGGGAGAACGAAAAGACCAAAAUGGUACUCUGCGACAGUGAUUUAGAUGUAACAGGCAUCUCGCAAAAGUGGAACAAACUUCGUCGACGAUGUGCUUCGUUCAAGACAGUCUCCGGCCCAGCGUCACUCGAUUCGGACACCAAUUAUAUACUGGCCGAACAUCCGGGCCAUUAUCAGAUUAUCGCGUCCGGUCCGGUGCCGGUACAGGUUCACCAGGUGCAACAGGCUCACCACCAGCACCAUCAUCACAAUCACGGCGAGCAUCGGCAUCAUCAUCAUCAUCACCACCAUCACCGCCAAAACGGUGGCGCUCACGAACAAUUGUUAGCAGAUCAACCACUCUACGGACAACUGCCAGACCCGAACUGGGAGCUGCGACAUUCAAGUUCAAGUUCAACAUCUACGUCUUCCUCUACGAUCGGUCCAAUUCAGUUCCCAGUUUACGCUUCCGAGGAAUAUUGGCAAAUUCACGAGCGUGAUGUGAAAUUAUGGCGUCUUGGUGCUCAUCAAACAUACGCUCAUAGAAUCCGAGCUACACCGAAUCAUCGCCGUAGUGCGCACAGCAUCGACUGGGAAUACAACGUGCAGAAGUACGAAAAUAUGGCUGAUCCGGCACAGAUGGCUGCCGCUCGCCUUUUCCGCCACGAAAAACUUCAAUACUACGAUGAAGUGUCUAGUGUUAAGAAGAAAAAUUCUCUCGGUGCUAGUGAAAGUGAAAGUGGAAUCAAGGUAGCCAAAGAGAUCAAACUGCCUAGUCUGAAAAACUUCAAGUCCGCGUCGAUGCGACUUCCCGGUCAGAAAACGUCCAUGAACGAGGUUCAGCAGCUGCUCCGAAGCAAAUUUAACAGGAUACAUGCAGGUCUGCGAAAGCGGCGAGCUCUUUCGGUUCAGGAGGUAUUUCAAAUGCCCGGGCUGGCAACUCCCACAAAACCUACGUUCUACGUUCCCUCGCCGCUAGUCAGCGAGCGGUGUCCCCACAACCCACUGCGAUACGAGGAAGAAACAAAUGAAGAAGUUGACGGACCACUCAGUUUACCAUUCAUAAACGAAAACCUCGUAGCAGUGGAUCAGUCCCAGGUUCAGCUUCGAGAUCGAUCACCAAGCCCUCGGAAGGAACGUACCAAAACCUGGUUUCGCAAUAUUGAUUUGAACACUCCCGACUGCAAACCCAAGAAGGCCCUUCCGACAGUCACCCAAAAUGGUAAGCCUCCGGCCAGCAUUCCCGUUACCGAAACAGACCAAAAUGUCCAACCCAAAGAGAAGCCGGAAAAACCAAACUUUGCGAUCGGUGGACGUGUUUCACUGCGCGAACGUGUCGAGAACAUGAACCUCAAUCGGCUUCGCUCCAAAACCUCCAACACCAAUGCAGCUAGUCCACAACCAAAAAAACUAAGCGAACCGCGUAAAAUCCGUCCCCGUAGCCAUUCUCCGCUGAAGAACAUCAAGAUUAACCUUUCCGGCCUUGGUAUGCGCGGAAGCGAACCGCAAGCAACGCCAAAACCUAAACGUGAAUCAUUUGGCCUAUUUGGCCGCCUGAACCGCAUGAUGCACGGCAACGGUAGUCCGUCACCGGAAAAGCCGAACGGCCAAUCGGCGAGCGCAACCACCAAAAAAGGCGAUGCUGCAACUGGUACACCCGUGCAGCAGCGACCGAAGGCUGGCGGCAACGGUGCCGUUAGCUACAGCGGCAAUGUUAGUAAACAAUCGACCAUCCAGAAGCUGACGAAACUAAGCAGCAACGGGAAUCGACGGGACGGGGCCCCGUCCGCUGGUCAGACCAAGGCGGAAGCACCAACAGCGGCGGCGGCGGCGAUGGCGGAACGUGAGCGGAAAUCCAAACAGGUGGGUGUCGUUGAGUGA